Sporothrix brasiliensis 5110 is the source of this 390-nucleotide messenger RNA. RefSeq lists its product as uncharacterized. The coding region runs from base 1 to 390 and encodes 129 amino acids. The record is from RefSeq and is a predicted model, not a curated record. The transcript has a single exon. NCBI's taxonomy places the organism in Eukaryota, Fungi, Ascomycota, Sordariomycetes, Ophiostomatales, Ophiostomataceae.
AUGUGUCGCACGGCCUACUACGACCACCCUCUGUGCGGAUGCCGCUGGCUGGCCAUCGCCCAGCCCUGCGGCCCCGGCAUGGGCUUCUCGACCUGUCCCUCCUUCUUUUCGGGGUACGCCACACGCGCCGGCCACGGCUCCGGGUCCUCUGGGUACGGCACGUCGGCCCUCAAACCCAGUGUAUGGGAACUCUUUACGGGCCGCGACAUCCACCGCGAACGCCAGGCCGAACACGCCUGGUCGGCCGUGCCGUGCCCCGUCCACACGCUCGGCGGCGUCUACGACCGCAACUACCUGAGGCGCAUCCUGGACGUGCAGAACGGCAUGCGGCUAGGGACGGGACCGGACCCGCAGGAUUUCGGGCUGGAGUGCCGGUGCGAUGUGAUGUGA